CCUUAUUUUUUUUUUUUUUUUAUAAGCUCGGUUGUAGGUAAAUUUUUAGAUGCCAAGGCAGUGUGUUUACAGGAGUCAGGGAGGUGAUUAGUCCUGGAGUCAUCUGUUCCUUACAUAGAGACAUUCAGCAACAUUUCCCCUGUUUUCAACCCCACCUCUCACUCCAAUUCUCCACUGCCCUUGAUUUUUUAAGUGUUCUAGAUGGCAGAUUGUGAUUGAUAUCCUUCAUGCUUGUUUUGGCUGCUGUUUCCACAACCCUGGUUCAUUAUUAUUAUAAAACAUAUCACCUGGUUUUCUAUCUUUUCGAAAUUUGUUGUAUGCUCCUAGGGAUCUUGUGGCCUAAGAUUAUGUGAGGAUAUUUGCUAACGAACUAAAGAGUUAGAGCUGAAUCCCAAGCAGCCUGAUUCCUGGUCCAAUUCACUUUGCAUUAACCUUCUCCCUUCCUUAUUUCACUCUCCCAUAUUUCUCUCUGUGUUGAGGUCCACUGAAGGCAUUACUGAAGAAUCACCCAAGGUGCCACACUGUAACAAUGAUUCAGCUGACAGCUACGCCUCUGAGUGCACUUGAUGAUGAGCCAAUGCAUAUCCGAUUUACAGGCCUGACUCCAUUUCAGAUAGUGUUUCUUCAGGCAUCACUGGAAGAUGAAAGGAGGAACAUGUUUCAUUCUUACGUCUACUAUAAGGCCAACGAAGUUGGUGAGGUGAACCUGAAGCAGGCUGCUUCUCUUGGAGGUGAUUAUGUAGGAGUCCAGCCCAUGGGUCUCUUCUGGUCCCUGAAAUCUGAGAAGGUUGGAAUUAAACUCUUCAAGAGAGAUGUGAUGAAUAGCCCCUUUCAGGUCCAAUUAAAACUUUGUGAUCCAGCUGUCCUGUUGACCCACAUUGUCUCUACUCCUCCAAUAGUCUGCCUGACUUUAGAGAGGUGGUAUGUAGCACCUGGUGUCACCCGGACCCAAGGCAAAGAAGGCCACAUUCGGGGAGUACUUUUUAUCCCUCCACGAGAGGGCCAUUUCCCGGGGGUAAUUGAUUUGUUUGGAAUUCUUAGUGGACUGAUGGAAUCCUGGGCCAGUCUCCUGGCCAGUCGUGGCUCUGCUGCCUUGGCCUUGGCUUACUGUAACUAUGAAGACCUGCCUCCCAAACUAGAGAAACUAGAUUUGGAAUAUUUUGAAGAAGCUGUCAACUUUCUCCUGAGACAUCCCAAGAUCCUAGGCCCAGGCAUUGGAAUAGUCUCCAUUUCUAGAGGAGCAGAGAUUGGACUUUCCAUGGCUAUUCACCUAAAACAAGUCACAGCUACGGUGCUUAUUAACGGGCCCAACUUUAUUAUUGACGUUCCACACGUAUAUCAUGAUCAGAUAAGUCAAACUUUGGGCUUCUCUCCUCAAUAUAGCUCCAUCUCUAACUUAGGAUUCAUAAAGUUACAGAACAUUUUUGAGGAAAAUAAAAAUAACGCCAAUAAGGCUGCUUUUCUCCCCAUUGAAAAGGCCCAGGGACAUUCUUUCAUUGUGGGAGAAGAAGAUAAGAAUGUCAACAGCAAAGCACACGCACAACAAGCCACAGAACGGCUGAAGAGACAUGGAAAGAAAAACUGGACCCUACAGUCUUACCCAGGGGCAGGCCACCUGAUAGAACCCCCCCAUUCCCCACUGUGCUGUGGCUCCAAUGUCCCCAGUUUUCACAUUGCCAUGUACUGGAGAGGAGAGGUGAUCCCACAUGGAGCUACACAAGAACAUUCUUGGAAGGAGAUCCAGAAGUUUCUCAGGAAGCACCUUAUUCCAGUUGUGACCAGUCGUUUCUGAAAGGGGCAAACAUUCCUGAAUAUGGAGAAGCAAUAGGAUGCUUUACCACAUUCCACUUCAUUUUCAUGGAACAAUGCUUUUGAUUUUGCACACACGGGGUCGUGCAUGUACACAUGCAAGAGCUCUA
Sus scrofa (pig) is the source of this 1919-nucleotide messenger RNA. RefSeq names its product bile acid-CoA:amino acid N-acyltransferase (gene BAAT). Gene Ontology annotation, biological process: acyl-CoA metabolic process; fatty acid metabolic process. Gene Ontology annotation, cellular component: peroxisome. The record is from RefSeq and is a predicted model, not a curated record. Gene Ontology annotation, molecular function: fatty acyl-CoA hydrolase activity. Lineage: Eukaryota; Metazoa; Chordata; Mammalia; Artiodactyla; Suidae.